Molecule: messenger RNA, 8782 nt
Organism: Marmota monax (woodchuck)
Lineage: Eukaryota; Metazoa; Chordata; Mammalia; Rodentia; Sciuridae
Gene: Fam120b
Product: family with sequence similarity 120 member B
Exons: 8
Coding region: 156-2240 (694 amino acids)
Cellular component (GO): nucleus
Source: RefSeq, a predicted model, not a curated record
UCUCCGCGGGUGCGCGCCGAGGAUCUGGCUCUGGCCGGCGCCUGCCGCCCUUAUAUUCCGCCGGCCGCCCGCAUGGCUAAUGAGAUGCAAAUGAACGGCCCCCCAAUCUGGCGAGAGCUGUCACAAAGGAGCCACUUUUCCAAACCCUCCUCUCAAUGGAUCGCCAAAUGAUCCUUUUCCAGAGUCCAGUUAUGGGUGUGAGAGGUCUGCAGGGGUUUGUGGGAAGUACCUGCCCACAUAUAUGUACAGUAGUCAAUUUCAGAGAGCUGGCAGAACAUCACCGAAGCAAGUACCCUGGAUGUACUCCUACUGUUGUGGUGGAUGCCAUGUGUUGUCUCCGAUACUGGUAUACUCCAGAGUCUUGGGUCUGUGGUGGCCAAUGGCGAGAAUACUUUUCUGCUUUGCGAGAUUUUGUUGACUCCUUUGCAUCUGUUGGCAUCAAGUUGGUAUUCUUCUUUGAUGGUAUGGUGGAACAGGGUAAGAGAAAUGAGUGGGUGAAACGAAGACUUAAGAACAACAGGGAGAUCUCUAGGAUUUUCCAUUACAUCAGGUCACACAGGGAGCAACCCGGCAGAAACAUGUUCUUCAUCCCCUCGGGGUUGGCUAUAUUUACACGGUUCGCUCUGAAGACUCUGGGUCAGGAAACUUUGUGUUCAUUGAAGGAGGCAGACUAUGAGGUGGCUUCCUAUGGUCUCCAGUACAAUUGUCUUGGGAUUCUUGGGGAAGACACUGAUUACUUAAUUUAUGACACGUGCCCCUACUUUUCAAUUAGCGAGCUCUGCUUGGAGAGCCUCGAGACCAUCAUGCUCUGUCGAGAGAAGCUCUGCGAGAGUCUGGGCCUCUGUGUGGCAGACCUUCCCCUGCUAGCCUGCCUACUUGGCAAUGACAUAAUCCCAGAGGGCAUGUUUGAAAGCUUUCGUUUCAAGUGCUUAUCUUCCUACACUUCUGUAAAAGAGAACUUUGAUAAAAAAGGUAACAUUAUCUUAGCUGUGUCAGAUCAUAUAUCCAAAGUUCUUCAUUUGCAUCAAGGAGAGAAAAAAUUAGAAGAGAUGUUGCCUUUGGGACCAAACAGGGCUCUUUUUUAUAAAGGAGUGGCAUCAUAUCUCUUGCCAGGACAGAGCUCACCAUGGUUCUUCCAAAAACCCAAAGGUUUAAUAAUGUUGGACAAGCAAGUAAUUUCCAUGAGUUCAGACCCUGAAUCCAAGCAAGGAGUUCCCAUAUGUACAGAGCCUGAAUCCAAGCAAGAAGUUCCCAUCAGUACAGAUCCUGAAUCCAAGCAAGAAGUUCCCAUCAGUACAGUUCCUGAAUCCAAGCAAGAAGUUCCCAUAUGUACAGUUCCUGAAUCCAAACAAGAAGUUCCCAUGUGUGUAGAGCCUGAACCCAAACAAGAAGUUCCCAUGUGUGCAGAGCCUGAAUCCAAACAAGAAGUUCCCAUGAGUAAAGAGCCUGAAUCCAAACAAGAAGUUCCCACAUGUGCACGCCCUGAAAUCAAGCAACAGUUACCUGUAGAAACAGACUCUGACUUUAAUCUAGAAGUACCCAUGUAUGCCCAUCCUAAAAUUAAAGAAGAUAAACCCAUGGAUAUGGAUUCUGAAAUAAAACAACAAGUAACCUUGGUUUCAGAUCCUGAAAUCCUAAAGGUUGCCAGGAUGCAUCACAUCCAGGCAGAAAGCUACCUGGUAUACAGCAUUGUCAGCAGUGGAGAGAUCGAGUGCAGCAACACCUUGGAAGAUGAGCUUGACCAGGCCUUGCCCAGCCAGGCCUUCGUUUACCGUCCUGUCCGACAGCGUGUUUAUACUCUGCUCCUGGGCAGCUGCAGAGAUGACAUCAGCGCCAGUCUGGCUGUGAAGGAGUGGUUCGUGUACCCUGGGAACCCACUGCGGCACCCGGACCUCGUCAGGCCUCUGCCGAUGAUCAUUCCAGGGGGAACACCCAGUCUGAGAUCCCUGUGGCUGAACCAAGAGGCAGCAGCGCAGGCGCGGCGUGUGGAUGCACUCCUAGCCUGUUUCAACCUCUCCUCUUCAAGAGAUGAGCUGCUGGCUGUCGAAAGCCCAUUGAGAGCUCUGUGCUGCCUCUUGAUCUACCUCUUUGUCCAGGUGGACACACUCUGCCUGGAGGAUCUGCAUGCCUUUGUUGCCCAGGCCUUGUGCCUCCAGGGAAGAUCGACCGCACAGCUUGUGGACCUGCAGCACCUUCAUGUGAGAGAAGCCGUGAGCACUUCAAGGCCAUCCGGAUUUUGAGACCAGGUAGAAAUGAAGUCAUCAAGAGCUCUGCAUCUUGUAGUGGUUCCCAGGAGGACAGAGAGCUGUGAAUUUGAGUUCCUAACUCUUGAGUUCUGCUCCACCCAGUUGUACAAUAGAACCUGAUUCGGAAGUCCACAGGCACUGAGGAUGUGGCUCUGCCACCUGUGGAUGCUCUGUUCUUCCAGAUUGCCUUAUUCCUGUCAAGUACCUAAGUUGCAGUACUGCUGCAUAGUGGGAGGCCAGACUACCUUGCCCAGCUCCUCAAUCUCACACACAGGAAGCUCUGCAGCCUAGUUUGGUGGAACCAUUAGCUCAGGGUCUAGGUACUGGUGCUGUGGGAAAUGAGGAAGAGGCUAGGGUCUGGGUUUCAUUCCUUCUACAGCACCUCUGAAUGAUGCUCAAGGAUGUUGUGUGUAGAAGGUGUGCCUACGACCCUUCUGUAUGAAGAUCCCUCCUAGUGCUGCUCUUGCCGGUGAACCCUGAAGUUCUGUGGAUAGAACCAAAAUACUUGGGGAGUACAUUAAUCAAACCCUCAGAGUAGUGCUUUCCUGAAUAAACCCUAAAACAUCAGCACAAUCAGAAUUGUCUAAACAUGUACUUAAGAGGCAUUUAGAAAAGUGCUUUAUUUUAUUAUCGUUAAAUAAAACUGCAGGAAUGAAACAAUAGAUGUGUGUCAGUUUGGGUAGCCACAACAGACCUUUGUGGACAGAGUUGCUUAAACCACAAACAUUUCGUUUCUCACAGUUUUGAAGACUUAAAUCCCAAGUGAGACUCCCACAGGUUUGGUGUCUGGGGAGGGCCCUCCAGUUGAGGUGCCGGUGCCCCCUUUGUUUCCUUGCUCCAGCAAGGCGGACACAACAUCUUUGUAUGUGGUGCUGAGGAUCGAACCCGGGCCGCACGCAUGCCAGGCAAGCGCGCUACCCCGCUUGAGCCACAUUCCCAGCCCCUAUUAUAGAUUUUUAAACAAUCACAUUAAAUAAAUAACCUUCUGAAAGCAAAAACUUUGAAAAAAAUGGGAGUUCAUUGCCAAAAAUAAUAAAAUUUACUUGGACAAGAAAAUAAGACCUUCGUGUUGUGGCCUCACGAGGUGGAGCUUGUCUCUGGUGUGGUCUCUGGCUUUUAGGGGCUUUGUGCCUCUCCUGUCCUGCCACCAAUAGCCACCUUGCAUUCCUGGAAACUGUCUUUCCUUAGCCUGCUUAGGAUGGGAUUCCAUAUCCAGGUUUGAGCUCUCCACUUGUCUGAAUUGCCAGUAAGAAAUGGGUUUAAUGUGAAAACUGCAGCAGGCAUAGAAGCAGCGAUGGCACCUGUCUUGGCUAAGUGGGUGCCACAGGGCCAAGGCUCCUGGCCUGGCUCUCUAGGCAGCUUCAGGGAUUCAGGGAUGUUUCAGAAAAUAGGGCGGAGAAACUCCAUGGAGGUUUGGGAGCCGCCGGUGGGCGACUCUGAAUAGUAUAUUUCAUGGUUCAGUUUGUAGUGAGGAAGCCUAGGGUUCAUGGAGCUGCAGGCACAUGGAAGUGCAGAGCCUGUCCUGGGGCUGGGGCCGGCCAUUCAGAGCUUCAUGCAGGAAAGUGAGAGGACUCUGGGGACUGCGUGUUGGGCAUGUGUCACCAGAGGGUGGAGCCGAGCUGGGCAUGCAAGGGCCUGUGAGGACAUGAACUGGGACAGUGGAGUUGAAGUUUGAGUUGGAGAGGGAGGGCAAGAAUGUUAACAGAAUUGUCAGUUGGCAGUGGUGUGUAUCUGUGAUCCCAGUAACUUGGGAGGCUAAGGCAGGAGGAUCGCAACCUCCACCAUUUAGUGAGACCUUCAGCAACUUAGUGAGACCCGAUCUCAAAAACCAAGAAGGGCUGGGGAUGUAGCUCAGUGGUUGAUUUUGUAACCUGCUACUUUGCUGAAUUUGCAUAUUGCUCUAGCAGUCUUCUGGUGGAACAUUUUGGAUCUUCUAAUUAUCAGAUCAUGUCAUCUGAAAACAGUGAUGAUUUAACUGCUUCUUUUUCUAUUUUUAUCCUUUUUUUUUGCCCCUUCUCUUGCCUAAUUGCUUUGGCUAGAAUUUUUAAUACUAUAUUGAAUAGGAAUGGAUGGAGUGGACAUCCUUGUCUGGUUCCAGAUUUUAAAGGAAAUGCUUUUCGUUUACCUCAUUUGCUAUGUUGUUGGCUUUGGGUUUGUCAUAUGUAGCUUUAUGAUGUUGAGGUGAGUUUCUUCUGUCCCUAGUUGUUUCAGUGUUUUUAUCAUGAGUGGGGGGCUGAUUUUGAGAUAAUUGAUUUUUGUUCUUAAUUGUAUUUAUUCGAUGCAUUAUAUUUAUUGAUUUGCGUUUGUUAAACCAUCUUUGCAUUUCUCGGUUAAAACCAAAUGGUUAUGAUGAUCAAUCUUCUUAAUAUAGUCUUGAUUAUAAUUUGCUAAUAUUUUAUUCAGGAUUUUUGCAUCAUAAGUUCAUUGGGGAUAUUGGUUCAUAGUUGUGUUUUUUUUUUCCUUGAGGUUUUCUUACCUGGUUUUGAUAUGCUUUUGAUACUGGCUUCACAGAAUGAAUUUGAAAAUGUUGCUUGAAUGAAUUUUGAAGUUUCUAUUCUAUGGAAUAAUUUGAGGAAUGUUGGCAUUUGUUCUUUUUUAAAGUCUAAUAGAAUUUAGCUAAGAAUCCAUUCAGUCCUGGACUUUUCUUUGUUGCAAGGCUUUUUAUUACUAAUUUUAUUAGUAGUGAGAUAGACUUAACUUAGGUGACUUAACAUCUGUUAAGACAGUUUUAUAAUAUUUUUUCAAGUCUGAAGAUUAUUCACUGAGUUUAUGUUUGGAUGACCUAUCUUUCAGUGAGAAAAGUAUGUUGAAACCACCCAAUAUUAUUGUAUUGGAGUCUGAAUCUUUAAUUUGAAUAUUGUUUUAUGUAACUAGGUGCACCAAUGUUUGGGGCAUAAAUAUUAACUAUUGUUAUAUCUUUUUGUUCCCUUUGCCAGUAUGGAGUGACCUUCUUUGUCUCUUUUGAGGAAUUUUGGCUUGAAGCCUGCUUUGUCAGAUACGAGAGUAGCUACUCCUGCUUGGUUUGGGGCUCCAUUUGCAUGGUAUAUCAAUUUCCAUUCUUUUACUUUCAGCCGGUGGUGGUCUUUACCUGUAAGGUGCAUCUCUUGCAAACAACAUAUAGUUGGGUCUUGUUUUUUAAUCCCUUCUGCCAACGUGUCUUUUAAUUGGAGAAUUGAAAUUUAUAUUCAUUUUUAUUAGAGAGAGCUGUGUAUAAAUACCUAUCAUUUGAUUCAUAUCUAAUGUUUAAUUUGGUUUUGUUUCUCAUUUGCUUAACCACCUUUUAGAUAAGAUUUGUCAUUUGUGAGCUCUGGAGGUUUUUUUUUAUUCUGUUUGAAGUGUUUCUUUAAAUAAGUUUUUUAGUGCUGACUUAGUAGCAAGGAAUUCUUUUAGUUUCUGUUUAUCUUGCAAGAUUUUUAUUUCCCUUCAGUUUUGAAGAAUAUCUUUGCUGGGGGCUGGGGAUGUGGCUUGAGCGGUGGCGCGCUCGCCUGGCAUGUGUGCGGCCCGGGUUCAAUCCUCAGCACCACAUACAAAGAUGUUGUGUCCGCCGAAAACUAAAAAAUAAAUAUUUAAAAAAAAAAAAGAAUAUCUUUGCUGGAUGUAGCAAUGUUGGUUGACAGUUAUUUUCUUUCAGAGCUUCAACCCAGCAUUCCAGCCCUCCUCACUUUAAAGUUUUUUUUUUUUUUUUUUAAUGGUUGUAGGUGGAUAUCAUGCCUUUAUUUGUUUAGUUUUUAUGCGGUGCUAAGGAUCAAACCUAGUGCCUCACACAUGCUAGGCAAGCACUCUGCCACUGAGCUAUAGCUUCAGCUCCACUUUAAGAGUUUUUACUGAGAAAUCAGAAAUAAUUCUGACUGUCUUGCCUCUAAAUGUGUUCUGAUGUUUUCUCUCGAGGCCUUUAAAAUUCUGUUCUUGUUUUGUUUGUUUUAAUGUAUCACAGAGUGGUUCUUUUUUGAUUGUGUCUAUUUGGGGUUCUGAAUGCUUCCUGUAUCUGGAGGUCCAUCUCAUUCCCAAGGUUUAAAUUUUUUCUGUUAUUAUUUCCCUGAAGAGGUUAUCCAUGCCAUUAGUCUGUGUUUCAUCAUCUUCUUCAAUUCCGGUGAUUUUUUUAGCUUGGUCUCUUACUGUCCUAGAGUUCUUGCAUAUUCUGGUCUGGUUUCUUUCUUUCUUUAGUACUGUCUGAAUGUUCAAGGUUGGCAUUUUGUCUUCCAGCUCUGAGAUCAUGUCUUUAGCAUGAUCUACUCUGUUAGACAUUAACCUGAACAUUUCAUUUGAUUUAUUAUUAUCUUUCAUUUCCAAGAUUUCUGUGGUUCUUUUUCAGUAUCUCUCCUUAUCGAAUUUAUUGUUCGUACCCUGUACUGACUUCAUUGAUGGAGUUGUAUGUGUGUGUUUUCUUGGAAUUUAUUGAUCGUUUACACAACCAUUUUGUAAAAUUCUUUAUCUGGUAUUGCAUUCACUUCAGUAUCUUUAGAGUCACUUGCUGGUGAAUCGUGAGCUUUAGGAAGUGUUGUGCUACCUUGCAUUUUCAUGUCUCUUGAUUUACUCUGUUGGGUUUCAGGCAUCUGUUGGAAUGAACUUCUCUCUCUCUCUCAUGUAUGGGCCUUCUCUUGCCAGUGUGUCCUCACACAAUCUAGACGGAGACCUCUUCCUAGGUUUGGUGUCCCAGCCUUGGUGCUAACUCUGGUUUUGCCAUGGCAGUGGAUGUCCAUGAGUGGGACUGGGGAGCUACCACUCCACCCUAAUUGUUAGUUGGGGGUUUGUUUUUUCUCCUUUUUUUUUUUUUUUAUAUUGGAGUGCAGUGGAGUUUGAAUGUCAUCUGUGUAUGGUGCAAGGUGUGCUGUCUUUUGGCUGAGUUGAGUUUAGCAGUAGACUCUCCAUCCUGUGAACUCGCACAGUGUCCCUGUGGAUUCCCAAAAUCUCACAGAAAAGGAGAACAAAACAGUAACAACAAAAGCAAACAACAUAUGGCAUUAAAACAAAUACCUGUUGCUACUAUGACAUCUACAACACCAUUACCACAAAAACAGGAAUGGUAGGGAUGCCAGCAGCAAAAACAAUAAAUGACCAUGAACUAGAUCUAGCAUUGAAAUAAAAAGUAGGUAUCAAUUGUCUUCCACAGCACUAAUAACUGCAAUAACAUGAGUGGUGGGGAAAGGAGUCACAUAAACCAAAUAGUUCUAAAAAAACUAUUUAAAAAAUUCAUUAAGAGAAAAUAAAAUGUGGUAAGAAGGUAGAAGAGUUUAGAGUGUUCAAAAUGUGAACAGUAAAUGCAGAAGAGAUGUGGCAAGUGGUGAUUAUAAAGUAGGAGGAUAAAAAUAGGAAAAAAAGUAAAUGAAGAGAGAAAGAAUAAGAAUUUAGCUGAAAAGAGGAGGAGAGAAAAAUAAGGGAAAAAAUGCAAAACAAAAGUCCUAACCCUCAAAAGAUAAGAAAAAGUAAUUAUCAUAAAAAUGCUAAAACUGAGAGAGAAACAAAUAUGGAUACGUACAUGUGUAUCCAUGGACCAAUGAGCGCAGCGAGGUCGUGAAGACACAUAGCUAAUGGAAGAGUCAUCCCCACUGAGGUGGUCAGAACACUUGACAAGGAUGGGUGGGUGCUCACUGCUGUGCCAGACUGUCCUUUCCAGUUCUUUUGGGGCUGAGAGAGAAGAGGAUUGGUGCUUUUCAACCCCUUCCCCUUUUUUUUUCCUGUUGUUCACUGCUGAGGGCUGGAAUGGCCUAAAACUGAAGCUGAUUGAAAUUGCUCUGUGUGUGAGACCCUGCAUGGUCACAGGUCCUCAGGGAGGAGGAGGAGUAAGGCCGCCCAGGACUUCUAGAGUAGGGAGCAGCUCUGUAUGACACUUCUUGGUGGGAUUUUGUCAUUAAGCAUUUGUCAGAACCAUGGAAUCUACAGCAUAGAGUGAGCUCUCCUGAAAGCUAUGGACGUUGGUUGGCGAGUUAGUAGGCCCAUUAAUUUUGAUAGACAAUCAAUCCCUGGUGGGGUGUUGAGAGCAGGGCUGGCUCUGCAUGUAGUUGCAGGAUGUAUCUAAAGAAUUUUUUUGAAAAAAAUAAGUAAAAUCAGUAACCUCUGAGAAUCUGUAAGAAUUGGAGAAGUUCAGUUGCCAGUAGAAGGAGUGUACAUACAUAGCACACUGCUCACAUAAAGAUGCAGUGGGAGAACUUCCUGCUGGUACAGGAGAGCUCAGGUCAGUGGAACCCUCUCUGUGGGCGUUGGGCCUGGUGCCAGUGACAUGUGAGGAGACAGGCUGCUUGAGCCAUUGUCUGUAGAAAAUUUGCCCCACAGAGACCUCCAGGCCAGAGGGCUCCUGUGAGUUUCCCAGACCCCUGAGGAGCAGCUGGGUAAGGAAAGGCUCUCUAAGCACUUUUUAUGAGUUCAGCUGAACCUUGAUACCAAAAUCUAACAGCAGCAUGAUGAAAAAUGAACAUUUUAGCCCUGUUUCAUGAAAAAUAAUUCAAAUUUCCAAGAAAAAAAAAAAGCAAAUUGAGUCUAGUAGUAAUAUGUAAAAGCUUAUGGGACAUGAUAGGCAAGCGGGUUUAUUUUUGUAAUCC